GUGAAGGUGGUGAUAUUGGGACAGGAUCCAUACCAUGGACCAAAACAAGCUCACGGUCUGUGUUUCAGUGUACAGAAAGGGGUGAAGCCUCCACCUAGUUUAGAGAAUAUGUUCAAGGAGCUGUCGAGUGAUAUAGAAGGAUUCAAACACCCUGGACAUGGCACACUGAUUGGCUGGGCUGAACAAGGUGUCCUCUUGUUGAACUCCUGUCUCACGGUGAGACAACACCAAGCUAACUCUCACAAAGACAAAGGCUGGGAGAAACUCACAGACGCUGUCAUAUCAUAUCUCAACAAAAACAGAACGGGACUGGUGUUUAUACUGUGGGGGUCAUACGCACAGAAAAAGGGAGCUUGUAUAGAUCAGGCUGGUGGUGAGAGGAAUGAAAACCAGAGUCGGAAGUAA
Pecten maximus is the source of this 405-nucleotide messenger RNA. RefSeq names its product uracil-DNA glycosylase-like. The transcript has 5 exons. Gene Ontology annotation, biological process: base-excision repair; base-excision repair, AP site formation via deaminated base removal. Gene Ontology annotation, molecular function: uracil DNA N-glycosylase activity. Gene Ontology annotation, cellular component: nucleus; mitochondrion. The annotation marks the transcript as partial. Lineage: Eukaryota; Metazoa; Mollusca; Bivalvia; Pectinida; Pectinidae. The record is from RefSeq and is a predicted model, not a curated record.